Molecule: messenger RNA, 1377 nt
Organism: Aspergillus viridinutans
Lineage: Eukaryota; Fungi; Ascomycota; Eurotiomycetes; Eurotiales; Aspergillaceae
Exons: 6
Coding region: 1-1377 (458 amino acids)
Biological process (GO): secondary metabolite biosynthetic process
Molecular function (GO): monooxygenase activity; FAD binding
Source: RefSeq, a predicted model, not a curated record
AUGGCACCACCCAUCCAUAUCAAGCAGAAGGAAACCCGCGUAGAGUCGUGUAGACUGCAGAUCAUCAUCAUCGGAGCCGGUCUCGCCGGCCUAGGAGCAGCCAUCAGUUCCCUUCUAGCCGGCCACGACGUGCACGUCCUCGAAUCCGCCCAUGGAGUCGGCGAAGUAGGCGCCGGCAUCCAAGUCCUCCCCAACAGCUCCCGCGUCCUGCAGCACUGGGGUCUGGAAGAUGCGCUGACGCCCUACAUGACCCGCCCGCGUGUCUGCAAUUUCCUCGGCUGGAAGGGCAAUCUCAUUUCCUCGUUGGACUUCCACGAGUCCGAGAAGCAGUACCCCGGCACCUGGUAUCGGGACUUUCACCGCGCGGACCUGCACCGCUGCUUGCUAGAUCGUGCGCUGGAGCUCGGAGCGCAGUUCACGUGCAAUGCGCGCAUUGUCGAUGUCCGGGUGAGUGUCGACGAGGCGACCGCCACGGCAAUCGCUGCCGACGGGCGAGAAUGGACGGGGGAUUUGGUCAUUGGCGCCGAUGGAGUGUUUGGGACCUUGGUGGAGAAGCUGCUGGGUCAUCCCGAGCCGCCCAUCAAGACGGGCGAUUUGGCGUACCGGCUGCUUUUGUCCACAGAAGAGAUGCUCAAGGAUCCCGAAUUGGCAGGCUUCGUAACAGAUCCACAGGUCAACUACUGGCUUGGACCGGAUGCGCAUGCGGUGAAUUAUGUCCUGCGAGGCGGCGAAAAAUUCAACAUGGUCUUGCUGGUGCCGGACGAUAUCCCUGAAGACUGGCUGGCAUCGACGGUGGAAGGCAACGUGCAGGAGAUGUGCGCCCUAUUCGAAGGGUGGGAUCCACGAAUCCAGAAGCUGCUCAAACUAUGCCAAUCCGUCUACAAAUGGCGACUAUGCAUACGCUUUGGCGACCACGAGUGGACGCAUCCAUCAGGGUCAUGGGUCAUGAUAGGCGAUUCGGUCCAUGCCACACUUCCCUAUCUCGCCUCAGGGGCAGGUAUGGCCUUUGAAGACGGAGCUGUCCUUGGCGAAUGUCUGUCGAGACUUCCAAACAGCCCGACUACGAAGACCUCCCCCGAGUACCUGCAAAGCAAGCGCCAUGCACUGUCUGUUUUUGAAAGGUGUCGUAAGCAGCGGACGAAAAUGGUCGUAGACCGUGGAAAUGUGCAACAAUACCUCUAUCAUCUGCACGAUGGUCCUGAACAGGAGGACAGAGACCGCAAGAUGCAGAUGGUUCCAACCCCUGAGGGUGAGGCCCUGGCCUGGAGAGAUCCAGGUCUAGCGCCUAAGCUGCUGGGAUACGAUCAUAUUGCAGAUGUUGAUCUAAAUUGGAACGUGGAGGAAGAGAGUGAAGGAAUAGCAGUCUCUAGACUAUGA